UAUACUUCCGUAUCUCCCCGUACCAGCAAAUUAUUUGGCACUGCUUGUGAACCACCGAUCCGUCAAUCCUGCACCCUAUUUUAAAAAAAAAGGGUUUCCCUGCGCUCCAGAACGAGGGCUUACCAUUCUCCUUUUCUUUUCUUUUUUUUUUCUUUUUUCCUUGCUUCCCUUCAUUUAUCCGCCCUGGUUUCCUUGCCUGGCCUUUGCCAUUGCCAAAGAAAAGCGCAUACAAUCGCAUCGCUUCGACUGCUCUCGCUCUACCUGGUGUAGCCCUGAGCGUCAAUUGACCGAUUAAUUUUUGAGUCACACAAUCUUUUCAUCAUGUCUGCGAAAGGAGGAAAUGGCAAGAAGCCGGCUUCCCCAGCUGUCAAUCUGAUCGGUACGAAGCUCUAGUCGCUCCCGGCGCAGGCGCUGCCGCACAAUAACUGACUCGCGACAGCUGGUGGUGGUGCUGGUAUGAUGGAGGCCCUUGUGUGCCACCCCCUAGAUACCGUCAAAGUCCGCAUGCAGUUGUCGCGUCGGGCCCGAGCCCCUGGUGUUAAACCCCGCGGAUUCGUUGCCACUGGUGUCGAUAUCGUCAAGAGAGAAACCGCGUUGGGAUUGUACAAGGGUCUCGGAGCCGUCCUGGGAGGCAUCAUUCCGAAGAUGGCCAUCCGAUUCACAUCCUACGAAACGUACAAGCAAUGGCUCGCGGACAAAGAGACUGGAGCCGUGACCAGCAAGGCCACAUUCCUCGCUGGUCUCUGCGCUGGUGUGACAGAAGCCGUGGCGGUGGUCAACCCGAUGGAAGUGAUCAAGAUCCGUCUGCAAGCACAACACCACAGUCUGUCGGACCCUCUGGACACCCCCAAGUACCGCAGCGCGCCGCAUGCCCUGUUCACCGUCAUCCGGGAGGAAGGAUUCAGCACCCUGUACCGCGGUGUCUCGUUGACUGCCCUCCGCCAGGGAACGAACCAGGCGGCCAACUUCACCGCCUACACGGAGCUGAAGGCCUUCCUCCAGCGAAGCCAGCCCGAGUACGCCAACUCGCAGCUUCCGUCCUACCAGACGACCUGCAUCGGAUUGAUCUCCGGCGCCGUCGGACCCUUCUCCAACGCCCCCAUCGACACCAUCAAGACGAGACUGCAGAAGACCCGCGCCGAGCCCGGCCAGUCCGCCGUGACCCGCAUCGUGGUCAUCGCCAAGGACAUGUUCAAGCAGGAGGGGGCCGCCGCUUUCUACAAGGGUAUCACGCCCCGUGUGAUGAGAGUCGCCCCGGGCCAAGCCGUCACAUUCACUGUCUAUGAGUUCCUGAAGGGCAAGCUUGAGCAAUCGCGGUGGCCCUUCGUCGGCGGCACUUUCGAGGAGUAACGGCGGGGAAAAGGUGUUGUGCGGGUAGGAAAGGAGUGAGCCGCCAUGUGUUUUCGAAAGCAUUUGAUACCAUUGAGCAUGGUGGCGUUUUCGAUCACUGCUUUUGAGAUAAGGGAUUUCCUGUUUAUAUUUUGUGUGCUGUUGGAGGCCUGGAUAGCCGGUUUUGGAAGAUUCACAUCUGGGGUGGAUUGUAUAUAUCACGUCGUUUUGUUUGGUUGCAUGUUUCCUUUGUAUCUAUACCUUUUUGGAAAGAUGGUUAGAAUUGUGAAUAUCCAUC
Messenger RNA from Aspergillus japonicus CBS 114.51, 1627 nucleotides. RefSeq names its product putative succinate:fumarate antiporter (Acr1). Gene Ontology annotation, biological process: succinate transport; transmembrane transport; fumarate transport. The transcript has 4 exons. Bases 460 to 1350 code for a protein of 296 amino acids. NCBI's taxonomy places the organism in Eukaryota, Fungi, Ascomycota, Eurotiomycetes, Eurotiales, Aspergillaceae. The record is from RefSeq and is a predicted model, not a curated record.